CUUCCUCUAUCCGGUUAUGGAGGUCUGCUAGAAAAGACAUUUAAACCCGAAGCUGUGCUAAUAAAACACACGAUCACCCUCCAGUCGGGAGAAACUCAAGAUAACCAGGUUUACCUCACACACUCGUAUCUGAAGAUGCCGGUGGCUGUAGGUCCAUAUGGCCAGACCCAGCCCAACUGUUUUGACCGGGUCAAGAUGGGCUUCAUGAUGGGGUUUGCAGUAGGAAUGGCUGCCGGAGCCAUGUUUGGCACGUUUUCGUGUCUCAGGAUCGGCAUGCGUGGCAGGGAGCUGAUGGGAGGAGUAGGGAAGACCAUGAUGCAGAGCGGCGGGACGUUUGGCACCUUCAUGGCCAUCGGUAUGGGCAUCCGCUGCUGAGGAGGACGGGGAGCGACUUCCUCCACCACCUCCACACCACAAGUGUACAGCUAUGGGACUCUUCCAAUAACUACAACUACAGCUCUGUGUCUGCUCGAUGCUACAACCGCUUCCCCAUCUGUUUAGUUUUGUCAAUAAAAGUUCAGUUUUGUCAAACAC
This is a messenger RNA of Acanthopagrus latus (yellowfin seabream), 534 nucleotides long. It is a transcript of the gene romo1, whose product is annotated as reactive oxygen species modulator 1. The record is from RefSeq and is a predicted model, not a curated record. NCBI's taxonomy places the organism in Eukaryota, Metazoa, Chordata, Actinopteri, Spariformes, Sparidae. Gene Ontology annotation, cellular component: TIM23 mitochondrial import inner membrane translocase complex. The transcript is spliced from 3 exons. Gene Ontology annotation, biological process: protein import into mitochondrial matrix; protein insertion into mitochondrial inner membrane. Bases 136 to 375 code for a protein of 79 amino acids.